UUGACAGCUGUCGGGUCGGGUGCGUGUUGCUGUGAUUUUUUUUUUCGCGAUCGGCCCGAGGUCGAACUGUGUGUUGAUUAUCGAGCUUUUACGCAUCCGUGAUAUGAAAAAUUGCAUCUGAAAGGUCUCGAAAAUUUUGCAGGAAAACCCUCACUUUAACUCGGAAAAUUCAGUGAAAUUAUGUAAAACCGCGGUACUGAAGUGAAGUGCGGUGCAGAUUGCUACGAACUAACGCCGGGGGGUUCGGCCAGUUCCUCGGGGGAAGGGUACGGUGUUAUUCGACCCGGGACCGAGAGGAUUUUUUUCCCAGCCGAUUCCAGCGUAGAAGAGAAAUAAUGACCAAUUUGGUGCAAAAGUUGGUGGCGCAGAGGAGCCACCUGUUAGCAGCGGUAUGCCGUCGAAGUUUCCAUCAGGCUGCAUCCCACUAUCGUCCGUCCGGGCCUCCGAAGCUGUCCCCAUAUGAUGUCAAUUGCAUACUCAGGGCCAAUGAGCACACGCAGGACUUUGUGGGUGGUUCCGUUAAGUGCUACGACUCCAAUCAGCUGGCUUCGAACUCACCCAUCGAGGACUCCCGUACGGAGGGAACCUGCGUGCACACCUCGGGCCUGCUGCUGGGAAUCUUCGAUGGGCACGGGGGUCCGGCUUGCUCGCAGGUGAUCAGCAAACGGCUGAUGCGGUACAUCGCCGCCUCGUUGGUUCCGCCGGACGAUUUGAAGGUGCACGUCAAAAACGGAGCGCAGAGCCACACGUUCAUCAAUUGCCAUAACGAUAAGUUGGAGUUCGUCAGCGAAAUCAAGGACAUAUACGAGCGGAGUUUCAACUUGUUCGCCCACGAGCUGUUCAACACGACGCUGGCAGGGUUCCAGAUGCACCAGGUGCUGGAGAAUGCAUUCUUGCGGUUGGAUCAGGAUCUGUCGAAGGAAGCGAUCGACCAUCCCAGUCUGAGGACGAUGUCGGUGGCCAUGAGUGGUGCCGUGGCUUUGGUGGCACAUAUCGACGGACCUCACCUGCACAUCGCCUCCGUUGGGGAUUGUAGUGCCGUGCUGGGAACGGUCACCGAUACAGGUCAAUGGGUGGCCAAAAAGCUCACCACCGAACACAACAGUGACAACGUUGCCGAGGUGCGUCGAUUGCUGAACGAGCAUCCGGCCACCGAGCGGGACACGGUGAUCCGUGGCGAACGGCUUCUCGGUCAGCUGGCUCCCCUCAGGGCGAUGGGAGACUUCCGCUACAAAUGGACCCGUGAGCAAUUAGAGCAGCUAGUAGUUCCUCAAUAUGGCGAGCAGGUGAUCGCCCCGUACUAUCUCACCCCUCCCUAUCUGACCGCCUGUCCGGAAAUCACCCACCACAUUCUAACGCCGCGUGACAAGUUCCUGAUAUUGGCCAGUGACGGCCUGUGGGACACGAUGAGCCCCAUGCAAACCGUCCACCUGGUUGGAGAGCACAUGCACGGCAAAGCCUUCCUACAGCCACUGAAACUGCCAAAGCACGAAAUCACGUUGGGCGAGAUUAGUCAGAUGUUGAGCACCCGCAAGGCUGGGCUGCAGAAGAAGCCACUGGACCGGAAUGCGGCCACGCAUCUGAUCCGAAACUCGCUCGGGGGAACCGAGUACGGCGUCGAGCACUCGAAACUGUCCCACAUGCUGUCUUUGCCGCAGGAUAUUGUCCGGUUGUUCCGGGACGACAUCACCAUCACGGUGGUGUACUUCGAUUCGGAAUACCUGAGAAACUGCCCCACCUAGCAGCAGAUGCCGAGAUCGCGGAUAGCCUGCGACGGAUUGCAGUCGGCUGCGGUGUAGCAUUUAGGAGGUAUAGUCAGGGAAGUCGAAUCGUUGUUGCUUGCUGAGGGGGAGGGGGAGGGCCCGGCCUGCGUUGGGCCCCAAUGUAUAAUAGAUGUUCAGGUAACAUAAGAUACCAGAUAUACAGACGUUUCAAUAGUGUUUUCGAAUCUGUUUUCUUAAGUGUUUUUAGUUCUUUUUUUGUUCGUUUUUGUCCGGUACCGAAACUUUUUAUUUAGAUAAUUAUAAAUACGAUUGAUGAGAAUAAAACAUCGCUGCAGAUUGAUAUUUUAUUAAAAACA
Aedes aegypti (yellow fever mosquito) is the source of this 2080-nucleotide messenger RNA. Its product is annotated as pyruvate dehydrogenase [acetyl-transferring]-phosphatase 1, mitochondrial-like. The coding region runs from base 336 to 1742 and encodes 468 amino acids. Gene Ontology annotation, biological process: protein dephosphorylation. Gene Ontology annotation, molecular function: cation binding; protein serine/threonine phosphatase activity. The record is from RefSeq and is a predicted model, not a curated record. The transcript is spliced from 4 exons. Lineage: Eukaryota; Metazoa; Arthropoda; Insecta; Diptera; Culicidae.